Messenger RNA from Microthlaspi erraticum, 264 nucleotides. The record is from the annotation of a GenBank genome assembly. NCBI's taxonomy places the organism in Eukaryota, Viridiplantae, Streptophyta, Magnoliopsida, Brassicales, Brassicaceae.
AUGUACCAAGAGCACUACAAUGCUCUCUUCUCCAUGGACUUUGUGGAGACUAAGUACCCACACGAUGACACCAUGAGAGAUCUUGGUAUCUUUGAGGAUGUGGAGUUGGUGCUCAAGAACAUGCAAUUGGGGAAGUUCUUCUCUCACCGCAUGGAGUCUUACAAGGAGUUGACUUGUGAGUUUUUGGCGUCGAUGAAGCAUCACGAGUUUGAUGAGCUCGAUCGAGCUGAGUUGGACCGAGGCUGGGGGUACAUAACUUUCUAG